CUAUCAGCAACAGAUAGCGGGAUUUGACAGACUAUAGAGAGAUACACACAGUACAACUGCUCAUCUUGUGCGUUCAUAACUUGCUUUGUCUUCUGUUUUAUUUCAUUGUUCGUCAGCUGCUUAGUGUUUUCUUCGUGCCUGCUGAAGAUGGGAGAAAUAAAACCAUUGUCGUGUUUGGUGGUGGCUGCACUUUUAUCAACAGCAGUGGGCACAGGCUUACCGCCUGACGUAGUCACUCUACGUCAUUCCUACGUGGCUGCUGAGGACACUCCUCCAGGCUCGGUCCUCUUCAUCUUCACGGCCAGGUACAACGAUAACCAUAGAGCUGUGACCGUUACAGCUGAGUACAAUCGUUACAUCAUAGUACAAAGCAUCACUCCAUCACAAGGCGUGUGGAAUGUCAUACUGAACAGAACUCUGGAUAGAGAGGAUGUGGACAGAAUUCCGCUGACCUUUACCCUUUACGGAGAUUUUGUGCUCGAAGUUCACUCCAUGCUGCUGGUUACUGAUGUCAACGACAACCCUCCAAAAUUUGACAGAAGUGUAUACACUGCUGACGUCAAUAAGAACACGUCUGUGGGGACAAUUGUCUUCAAUGACAUCCACACAACAGACCCGGACACGGGAACAGGGGGCGUGGUUUUCUAUCAAAUGGUGCCUGUGGGUUCAGAUACCCAUGACAUAUUUGUCAUCAACUCUACUUCCGGAAGUGUUAUACUGAAUCAAUCACUGGACUUCCAGACAACAAACUCAUUUCAUUAUCUUGUCACAGCAACAGACGGCGGUGGUCUCCGUUCACAUGCAGAUCUCUACUUUGCCAUUCUGGGUGUAAAGAACACUCUUCCAUCAUACACCGUUCUUGCCCAGAAUAGCACCACAAUGGAUCGCCCUCCUGUUUUCCGGAGAAUCAAGUGCGAAACCAUGUUGCCUGAGAACGGACUUUCUUUUUACCAACCUUUACGACUGGAGGCAACUCAUGGAGAUAAACCGCAGUCGUACUACGACAGAAUUACCUACAGCCUCUCAUCGUCCUCUAGUCCUCCUGGACUUGCCGGUCACUUUCAUGUCGACCCAUUUACUGGUGACCUUACAGUCGUCCAGGCACUGGACUUCGAUAAUAUCGCAUUCAGUGGACAACCAGGGGUCAUCACCCUCACAGUUGUGGCCAAGGAUCAUGGACCUGUAUCUCUGAGUUCAACAAAGGACAUUACCGUUACCCUCGUGGACAUCAACGACCACACCCCGCAGUUCCAGGCUAUGGAAUAUGUGGCAGAUGUCCCUGAAGACAUCUCAAUAGGCUCCAAGUUGAUCGCAGUCCACGCACAAGACGGCGACGGUGGCGCCCCCAACAACCACGUGUUCUACUUCCUGGAGACUGGUGGCCUGGACCAGUUCGCAAUCGAUCACGUGACUGGAAUCAUCACGGUUGUCGGCAAGUUAGACCACGAGAGUGUAGCCAACUACUCUCUUCGAAUCAUGGCGAGAGACCAGGGCGCCGACCCCCGUUACAGUUACUGCACCGUCCACGUGACAGUUUCAGACGUUAACGACGAGCCGCCAAGGUUUAGAGAAAAGCACGUGACCACUGAAGUCAGUGAUGGCGCGUUUCCAUUCACUUUUAACAUGAGCGCUGUCGACUUGGACCUGAACAGUCAUUUGAAGUACUCCAUCUUGUGGAAUGACAGUUACGGUGUCUUUGCCUCACUUGACAUCAUACGUGGCGGAGACCUGGCACAAUGGCUUGACAUUGAGAGCGAACACGGGAUGAUAUACCAAAAAAGGGUUUUCAACAGUAGUCAUUUGACAAGGUUUGUUUUGACCUUGCUAGUACAAGAUGUGAACGCCCCCGACCCAAAUCUUCAGCAGGACACAGCCAUUUUAAGAAUCAAUGUAAGAGAGACCAUCAGAACUCGCCGGUCGGCGGACGUGAGCGACAUCAGCAACACUUUGCACAUCUCCAACAAAGGUUGGAAGAAGUGGGACACAGCAGUUGCUUUCUCAGCUGGUCUGACUCACUUCUUGAAAGUAAAAGAAGCCCAGCGGGUUGUGUACAACAAAGUCUUCAUCAAUGAUGGCAGUGGUUACAGCAACACGACUGGUACAUUUACCUGUCCUCAGAGCGGUAAAUACGUGUUUGAAGUUCACACGUUCGCUCCCCGCAACAGCAGCGUAUGGCUGUCGCUGUAUCACCAGGUCACCAGGGUCACGACACUCAAGGUGCACGCGGGAAAGGACUCUAAGGCGGAGAGUGUGACUGCUGUGCUGCAGCUGCUGCAGGGCGAUGAAGUGUACGUGAUGUCCUCACCUGGUCACAGCAGCCGACUGUUUGGUGCUCCAGACGCCAUCUUGAACACCUUCAGCGGUUAUCUCCUGUCACCAGCCUCCGAGUAGCCUCCUGCUGUCCGGUCCACCAGCCCACACUCACCUGUUGAUGUGGACACACAGGCCUUGUUUAUUUUAACGCCUGACACCCUUCAGUUUAGAUUUUGACUAAAGUACAGUCAUAAAGGCAAAAUAAAAAAAUGUUGAUGCUA
Pomacea canaliculata is the source of this 2534-nucleotide messenger RNA. Its product is annotated as protocadherin Fat 4-like. Gene Ontology annotation, biological process: homophilic cell-cell adhesion. Bases 148 to 2391 code for a protein of 747 amino acids. The record is from RefSeq and is a predicted model, not a curated record. Lineage: Eukaryota; Metazoa; Mollusca; Gastropoda; Architaenioglossa; Ampullariidae. Gene Ontology annotation, molecular function: calcium ion binding; protein binding. Gene Ontology annotation, cellular component: plasma membrane. The transcript is spliced from 16 exons.